This is a messenger RNA of Cephus cinctus (wheat stem sawfly), 7156 nucleotides long. It is a transcript of the gene sp3, whose product is annotated as phosphatidylinositide phosphatase SAC2. Gene Ontology annotation, cellular component: clathrin-coated endocytic vesicle; early endosome. The coding region runs from base 188 to 3811 and encodes 1207 amino acids. Gene Ontology annotation, biological process: phosphatidylinositol dephosphorylation; regulation of endocytic recycling. Gene Ontology annotation, molecular function: phosphatidylinositol-4-phosphate phosphatase activity. Lineage: Eukaryota; Metazoa; Arthropoda; Insecta; Hymenoptera; Cephidae. The transcript has 13 exons. The record is from RefSeq and is a predicted model, not a curated record.
UUGCGAGUCAUUUUAAUUUAAAGAAAGAAGAUGUCUACUGUUGCGUGUUUUAUUGUAAACCAUGACAAGAUGGCUGCCUAUUACGGGUAGUCGUGCUCGCGGAGCAAACGUCAUUCAUGCCGCGCGUACGAUUUUGUAAAACAGACUACUCUCUUUCGCUUGUCGUGCACUCCGAAAAACGCGUGAAAUGGAGCUCUUUCGCACAGACACACAUUUUAUUUUCGUCAAGGAUCAAGAGAGCCUUUGGUAUGACAAAUACACUGGCGAAUUCUCAGUGAAAUCGGAUUGGGAAUGGGCAACAGCCAAUGAUCCAGAAUGCCUUGGAAUGUUUUAUGGGAUUGUUGGUAAAAUCGAGCAAGUCUCGGUUUUGGAACCACGUCUAAUGCUUAUAAAAGAAGUGUCAACCGUAGGUGAAUUACAUGGUGGGCACAGAGUAUAUAAAAUUAAGUCUAUUGCAUUUUUGCAUCUGGGUUCAGAAAAUGGAGAUAUUGGCUUAUUACCUUGUAAAAAACAUCAACACGCUUCAAAAAAGAAAGGCGUAAGUGCCUUGUUUGAUGUACCACAGAAAGUAGGAUUUGCCAAAACAUGGGGCACAAUUAAAAGUGCCACAAAUACAAUAAAAAAUACCACUCAACAUGCAGCUGCUCUGGCUACAUCACAGGUCAAAUCUACAGUUAUAAAAAGAAGUGGAGGUAAAGAUAAAGAAAGAUUUGAGAAAAGAAUUCUUGAGGAAUUGGGUAAGAUCUUCACAGAAACUGAUUCAUUCUUUUUUUGUGAAACUGGAGAUAUUACUAACAGUUUACAAAGGCAAUGUGUUAGUGAACAAAAUAAAGAAUCUGGGGAUCAAAUGAAACCUCUCUGGCAGAGAGUCGAUGAUAGAUUCUUUUGGAAUAAACACAUGUUGCAAGAUAUAAUUAAUUUAAAAUCAGACUGUUGGAUACUACCUAUAAUACAGGGAUACGUUCAAAUUGAAAGAUGUAAAGUCGAAGUUGGCUACGAUGGACUACCACAAUACGAAAUCUUUAACUUAGCUAUCAUUUCUAGACGAAGUAGAUUUCGAGCAGGUACUAGAUAUAAGAGGCGUGGUGUAGAUGAAGAUGGAAAGUGUGCAAAUUACGUUGAAACCGAGCAACUAGUUUGGUAUCAUGAUCACCAGGUUUCAUUUGUACAAGUUCGUGGAAGUGUACCAGUAUAUUGGUCUCAACCUGGUUAUAAAUACAAACCACCACCACGGAUAGACAAAGAUGAGGCUGAAACGCAAGUAGCUUUUGAAAAACAUUUUACUGAGGAACUCGAAAAAUACGGUCCAGUAUGUAUUAUAAACUUGGUCGAACAAGCAGGAAAGGAAGGAAUUAUUUGGGAAGCUUAUAGUAAUCAUGUACUGAAUUAUAAUAAUCCAGAUAUUACUUAUGCUACAUUUGAUUUUCAUGAAUAUUGUCGCGGAAUGCAUUUCGAAAACGUGUCAAUUUUGGUAAACUCCUUGGCAAAUGUAUUGACAGACAUGAGUUACUGUUGGCGUGAUAAGCAAGGCACUAUUUGUAUGCAGAAAGGAGUUUUUCGCGUAAACUGCAUAGACUGCCUAGAUAGAACAAACGUCGUUCAAACAGCACUGGGCAAAGCCAUAAUGGAAAUACAAUUCUCAAAAUUGGGUCUGGUACCACCGGAAGGAACUCUUCCCACUAACAUUCGUCAGACUUUCCAAUUACUUUGGGCAAAUAAUGGUGACAUUAUUAGCAAACAAUAUGCUGGUACUAAUGCUUUGAAGGGCGAUUAUACAAGAACGGGCGAAAGAAAAUUUACAGGGUUAAUGAAAGAUGGAAUGAACUCUGCGAACAGAUAUUACCAGCAACACUUUAUGGACGACAUACGUCAGGCGGCGAUAGACACCUUGCUAGGCUACCCCAUCAACGUCGAUCAACUAAACGACGAUUGGUCGCACUACUUAGACGUUCUUGAUAAUUGCUGUCUCGAACUCAUUCCCAUAAAACCACCAAAUAUACAACUUCAACUAGCUACCUUGCCAGACUUUCUCUAUAUCUCUGCUAUGUAUCAUAUAGCAAGGUAUUAUCUAAACCGCUUCAAGGAUGUGUACAGACAGGCCACCAUUGACAUGAUGUUAGGCAAUACAGUCUCUGAAGAAAUAUUUCAGGAACGUACUGAGGAGGAGGAUAAUGCAGCAACAGCAGUGCAUGUCAAGCUACUCAUUGAAGACUGUAAAAAGCUACUCAUCCCUGAUCCUGAAUUCAUUUUGGGUAGCUGGGGGUUGAUAGAUGCCGACCCUGUUACUGGCGAUCCAACCGAAACAGAAAUGGAUACCAUCUUGAUUUUAACACGUGACAGCUACUACGUAGCGGAUUACGACGAUCAAAUUGAUAAAGUGACUAAUUACCAAAGAAUUCCUUUCAAGGAUAUUGUUCUGAUAGAAUUUGGUCAACCAGAGAGCACUGUUUCUUUAUUUAAGAACAAACAUCAUCAUUGUAUUAGAAUCAAUUACAAGAUUUCUAACGAAUACGGCUACUUUCAUAUGUUUAGAAGUACGAAUUUGCGCUUCUUUAAUAAUAUGGCUGUGGUUAUUAAAACCGAGGAGGAAGCAAUAGAAUCUUUAAAAGCUAUUUGCGAAGCGAUCUCUGUGGCUAUGGAAAUAGCGGGACUUCCAAAAAUUCCAAUAGCGAUGAACGUUGUCUUAGAUAAAAGAAGGAGUAAGCUAGUCAACGUUAAGGGUUCUACUGGUCUCUUAGACAUUUCCUCAUUUCCGGAAUUAACUAGAAACGUGUCCGAAACGCAGUUACUCGCUUUAAAAAGUGCAGGAACAAAAGCAUUGAGCAACAUGUCAGAACAGUUUAGUAAACUAAAUAAGUUCAGCCAUAGUUUUAGCUCGAGAAAACCAACGAAUCUUGCCAAAAGUAUUGACAAUAAAAAAACAGAAAAUUUUCCGAAAGCUACAUUUACAGUGGGUGGCCGUGAUUUGAUUGGAAAUGUAAGUCGCAAGUCUAGUAGUAGUAGCUGUAGCGACGAAGAGAAUAGAGAAAUUAUUCCCAUACAUUUGGAAAGGCCUGAGAAUUUUACUCAUGACAAAAAAUUGAUGGAAGGUUACACGCCAACUGUUGGUAUAAUAAUGGGAGUAAAAAAUCCUUCAUUAAUUCAAAAUGAUGAACGUGCUAGUAACUUGACCACUAAUGAAUUGUCCCGCAUAGUUCAGGGUAACUUUUCCAUUUUACCAAAGAAAGAUCUCGCCGUGGAUGGUUUGAAUCUCAUUCCACUUUCAAACUCAGGCACAAGCAGCCUUAGUGCAUUCCCACAAAAGACAACAGCCAAUACACCAGAAAUAACUAUUCAAAGUGUUAUGGAUUAUGUAUCUGAUGAAAAAGAAAAAUUAAUCCCACCAUCGACUUUGAACCUGCCUAAAAAUAUUAGCCAUUCCUCUGGUGAGGUCGACAACAAGGCGCCAAAUGUGGGAUCGAAGUCCAACACUUUACAAACUGAUAACAAACUUUUGGACAAGAAACGUUCAAAUUCCGAACAAGAUCUGACUUUGAAUAUCACAUCUUCUCAGAGCGAAUCUGCCUUGAAGUCCAUAAAGACUAAUAUUACUAACGUUACAAGUCCCGUAACUGCUACUGCAAAGGACAUUCUGUCGCCAUUUUCAAAAUUCGCAAAAGGCGUUCAAAAUCUGGGCGCCAAUUUAGAUCCCAGGAAAUUGAAACCCGGUCAGGUAGGCCUUACGCGGAAUCUGUCGGACCAUCAUAUAGAAGAAAGGCAGAAAUUGCAAGAAAAAUGGAGCAAAUGCAAGUCACGACUAAUAGCUCUCUAAGACUAAUCUCGUCAAUUCUUCAAAUAUUAUGCUUUAUAAGGAUUUGGUAACGUGAUUACGAGUUCAGUAUUACAAAUGUAACACCUCUGAUUGUAGAGUGAUAUAAUUGAUCGUGAUAAGGGCAAAAUUUUUAAAUAUUUAUAAAUUCAGGCUAAUAUUCGAAAUUUGAGCCUAGGUUAAUUGGCUAUUUAGAAUCGAAGUAGCUAUAAUGCUGUCAUUUCGAAAUCUGUGUAAGACUGCACGAAAAAAAAAAUACAAAACGAAAUGAAACUUCGUCAAAAAUCAUUAGCAUCGAAAAAAAAUACAAAGAUCUAUUAUAGAAAAGUUUGUUAUGCCGUAGAAAAUUAAAGGUCUUAAAUUUCUCAUGGAACUCAAUCAUACUUGCAAAUUAUAUAAUUCUAGAUUCACUCACCUGAGAAGUUAUUUUAAAUACUCUCACUGGAUAUUCAUGGAUUAAAAAUUUGAUUUACAAUUCCAGAUAUAACGUAAUAAGUUACUUACCAAGAAUCAAAUUGGAAAUUGAUUAUCAUUUCAAGCACUAUUCGCAAGCAGACUUUUUUUCAAGAAAUGAUAUUGAAUAUAUUUCCAGAACUGUACCACAUAUAUGAAUGAAUAGAGCAAUAAAAUUAAUCAAGCACGAUUGAUGAUUAGCCAUAAGUGUUAAACCGUUGUACGAUACGAUUAAGCAUGUUCUUUAUUUAUUAGUGUCAAAGGUGUUUUGAUCUCUAAUCACGUUGCUAAAUUGGACAAUCAACUUCCAACAAUGGAAUAUUGUCCUCAAGUACAAGAAGGUCAAUAUUUUUCCUGUAGCGAAUUCUGUUUAUAUUUCUUUUCGAGCUUUUCUACGACGUUCUAAGAACAACCGUACCACUAUGAUCCAAUUUGUGUUCUUGCACGGAAGGUACAUUGCGCCGAGGGCCAAAACUUUCUGCGAAAUGCUUGUAGACGUACUGUUAUGGGAUUAGUAAAAAGGAAGACAGUACGCGUACCAAUUUUAUGAGAUUAAUUCUAAAAUUCUUAGACCAGUGGAUUGUACGAGUGUCUUUGCAGUAAUGGUGUAAAAUCUUGAUAUUAUAACAACAGUGUAAAGAGGAUAUAAAUAGAGCAUCGACCGAACACCAUAAUUAAUUAGUAUAAGGGAUGCAAACAUUCUAGACUGUAAUCCAGAAAUUACACAAUUACUGCACUCGAAACAGGAGCCCUUGCCGCGCAAAUAUAUUUCUUGGCACUUUCUUUCUCAUUAUAAUUUGUACAAGCAGAAGUGUUUCUGUUUAAGAAUUUUUAAAUUACAUAGUGGGUUCAUUGUGUCGCAUUUAAACCGCACGACUUUUAUCUGUUAAAUGAAAUCCAAUGAGUCUACUGUUGCUUAGUGAUUAUUAACCAGAUUUAAUUAGUGCUGCAAGGUCUCCAUGUAUGAGAAGAAAGGAAGCUUUGUAGUCAAUUAUGUAAAUACCCAUAAUUAUUUAAACGUAACGAGUUAAAUUUAACGGAGCAUUAAUAUGGAAGUCACGAGUAGGAUGAAAGCACCAGUUACCAUAGUACCGUAGUUAUUCAAGGUUUCUCAAAACUUUAGACAAGUUUUAAGCGUUGUUUUCAUCGUGCGUACGUUUAUUACUUAUGUAUUUAAUUAUGAAAGUGAAUGAAUUUUGAAAACGCUUUUCAGACAAUACAUACUUCUCUUUUGUAAUGUUUAUGACAAGUAUAAUUUAACAUGACACAAGCUAUCUAUUUUUGCUCAUUGUAUGUUCACUUUAUCGCAUAUACAUAUAUGUUACAUACAACAUAUUGUACAGUAUUAAUUGAAAUUUUCAUUAGCAUGAAACAGUAUUUAUUCCACUUACAUAUAUAUAUAUUAUAUAUACACACUCAUAGCCAGUAGGGCGAUCAGAAUUUUGUCUGCCUUAAUUUCACCUUAAUUGCAACCGUUUCGUCUCGAAUUUAAUUGACAUUACUUAUGAGAGCCAAGAGGAAUUUUUCAUAUACAUGUUGUGUGUGCGUGUAUUAGAAGAAAAAGAAAAUAGAAAGUAAGAUAUUCUCGCGUAUUUGUCCUUUGACGAAUAAGAAAAUGAAAAUAGAUGCAUAUUAAUACUCGUCAUGGCUUUACAUUGCUAAUUUCAAAGUGGCGUCAACGGUUCUGACAUAUGAGAAACUUCAGUGCGGCAAUUAAUUUUAUUCUUAUUUCUUUAGAUUGUUUUAGAUAAUAGUCUGUGAUAGUAUAUUUUUUUUAAGCAGUUUGAAAAACUCAAUGAUUUGUGGCUCAUAGAGCAUAGAAAUUUGUUAAAUUGUGGAACCAAAUGAAAUGUGGGAGAGUCUUUUGUCUGUCAGGUCCGAUGAAUGUGGUAAAGAAUUUCAUCGGCACAGUUAAUGAUACUCAUUAGGUUUAACAAUUUGUGAAGUUUAUGUAAAAGAAGUUUAUGCUUACGUUCAUGUUUGUAUCUCCCGCCAGUAGUUUUAGUGAGCUGGAAUGUUUAUUCCAGAAUUUUAAUCCUUACAGUUAUAACGACGCAAUGUAAGGUCGAGCCUACGAAAAAUAAUGUAAUCUACACGUUAUAUUUCUAGUUACCACCGGCGAAAAUGUAAUUCAUAGUUAGACGCAUUAACCAUAAAGUUUACAUGUGACGUAGAGGCGUUAGAAUGUGCGUGAAGCCUUUUAGAUAUGCAAAUACCUUUUUAGAAAAUUUCGCAAGCGCGAAAUCAUUGAAUCUUUACACAUGACAGUGGAUCGCCGACUUGUCUAACGACGAAGUUCGUAAAAAUUGUAGGAGAAAACCACAAUAAAGCGCGUUACAAGUAUUUGCCAAUUUAAUUUUCAAAUUAGCAUAUUUUAAGCAAAAUGUACAAAACUUAAGCCUACAACAAAUUGAUUUAUUUUAGUCUUAUUUGUACAAGAAAUAAUAUUAAUGAUUGCACUACAGAAAAUUUUGAAUUUUCUAAUUUUUUUUAACAAGCAUGCGCCACGCUUGACCUAAUUUUCGCGCCUCUUUUUAAAUUAAGCGCACGUAAAAAAAAAAAGAUGUUUGUUACGGAAAUUUCAUUUGAUUUUGCGAAUAAUAAUAAUUAUUAAUAUCAGAUAGAUAUCUGUUAAAAUCACUGUCAGAUUUUACUCCGUAGAAACUAUUACUUUAUUUAGCGCAACAUUUAAAUAGACACUCUAUUCGUUAACCAGGCUGCCAUAUUAAAAUUCCCGCAGUGUGUCAUUAUGUCCGAACCAUCCGAACAUGCGAAAAUGACGUAAAUGGAGAUGCGCAGAACACCUAGUUCCCUAACAAUGGCUGUGACACAAUUAACAACUGGAAAUCCCCCUUUUAUAUUCCAAGUUCGCCAAAUAAAAACAUUACAUAAAAA